Molecule: messenger RNA, 1038 nt
Organism: Cantharellus anzutake
Lineage: Eukaryota; Fungi; Basidiomycota; Agaricomycetes; Cantharellales; Hydnaceae
Exons: 6
Coding region: 1-1038 (345 amino acids)
Source: RefSeq, a predicted model, not a curated record
AUGACCCUAACUGGCCAAGCCUCUGCCAACAGUCAAUCUAUUUGCGGCUCCUGGACGAGCAUAAGCGAUCACUCCACAGUCACCAACGUCGCUUUGUUUGGUAUCAUCACGAAAGCUGAGCUGUCCGAGUAUGGAAACCAGUACAUGGUGCCGUUCAAUAGUUGGAAGGAGCAAGGCCAUAUCAAAGUGAAUUCGACCAAGUUUCAGAUUCAUCUCGGUCUUCCUCUCAGUGCUCCAGCAAGUUUGAAGAAGAGGUUUGUGGACCAACUCAUUGCCCUCAACCGUCUCAAAAAUGUGUCCACACUCGGCCACCUUGUCGAAGAGCCCGGUCCAGACACCACCAUUGAGAUUCAUGACCAUGGGUGUGGUUUCGUGUACUUGGACAACCGUAACUUGCCGUUUCUACACCUCACCCAUGUGAUGUUCAAAGAGGUUCGAUCUCAGUCAGCAAAAGAGUGCCCCAAAAUUAAUCUGAUGGAUAUGUUUCAAAGUACACCACCAGAGUCUCCUAAAGUGUUGUGGUCUGUAAGGCUGACUGGCACAGAUCCACCUGCUAUGGCUGAAGGUUCUUUGGAUCAGAGUGACCCAACUCCCACUAUCUUCAACCAUCCUGAGUGGGACCCGGAAGGGCAUUUUCAUUGUGCCAUCCUGUCCCUCACAAGCCAAAAAGAAUUCCAACAUGUGGUCAACCUCAGCGCAUAUGACUCUCAGGGUGUGCCGAUAGAACACGAGGGUCUGCAAAUGUCGUUGGUUGAGGGGAUGGCAAUCAUGGGAAGUGCGACCUUACAUUUUGCGAUUCAGAUUGUAGGGCCUAUGCAACUUGUACCGAAGGUUGAGUCUCUCAGGGCUAGCGUGAGUCUUAAAUGCACAGCAGAGGAAGAGCUUCAGGCUCCCCAUGCGAAGAGGGGACCAUUCUUUGGCCCAGCAAAAGAUGUGGAGAAGGAGGCAUCCACACCAAAGGAAGAUGUGAAAGGGAAAGGAAAAGAAUGGGAGGAAGAGUCAGGGUGUUGGUUUGAAUGGUCAAUGUUUGUGCUCUAG